AUAGCGCCGGACGGGAAAUAACUUAAAAUACUUUCAAAACCCCGCUGAAUGUCCGCAGCUCAGGCUCACUGUCAAUACCGAGAACGCUAGAAGCAACACGUCCAAGUCAUUUUUUCUUUCCUCGGCGGAGGGCAAACACAGGAGUUUACCAAAGUCCCUGACGCGCUCCAGCGAUGGUGACUUUACGCACGGGAUUUGAAGACUUCUUGAUCUGACUUCUGUUGUUUUAGUAUUGUUUCCAUUCAGCGCUGAAACUCUUGCCAUCGUCCCUGAGCAAUCUACAGGUUUUUACCAGCUACACGCAGAGAAGUGCCGACUGAGUGGAUCCAGGUCACGUUCAUGAAUUCUAAACUUGGCCACAAGUGAGAAGAGGGUGUCGGAGUUGAAGUCUCUUAUUUCUAAUGAUGUCUUCCAUGCGAGCAACGCCUCCGUUUCCUCCAGCGACAGAGGAAGAGGAAGCGAUGGGCCAGGACAAUGCGGCUUGGGCCGGCGAUGAGAGAGAGGGCCAGAAGGACAUGGGAUCGCCCCCUUUGCAUAACCAGCCCCAUCCGGACGAGCUGCAGCCAAUCAGAGAGAAGCCGACGGAGGCCGAGUGGGACAGCGUAGGGCCCGCUGUGAUGGACAAUGACAGCAGUAAAGGCUGCUCCGUCUACUCCUACCGGACUAACUCUACCUCUCCACCCAAGCCAGAGGAGUGUUCCAGGGAUCGUGGGGAACCCAUGAGUGGCCUGGCUUUUGGGACGCCGGAACGCCGCAAAGGAAGCCUGGCGGAUGUGGUGGACACGCUGAAACAGAAGAAACUCGUGGAACUGACCAAGACGGAACAAGAUGAGUCAUCCUGCAUGGAGAGGCUGCUCUCGAAGGACUGGAAGGAACGCGUAGAUCGCCUGAAUGCCAACGAACUGCUGGGAGAAGUCAAAGGUACUCCGGAGUCUCUGGAGGAAAAGGAGCGCCAGCUUUCCACCAUGAUCGGUCAGCUGAUCGGCCUGAGGGAGCAGCUCCUGGCCGCCCAUGAUGAGCAGAAGAAGAUGGCCGCCUCGCAGCUGGAGAAGCAGAGACAACAGAUGGAGCUGGCCAGGCAGCAGCAGGAACAGAUUGCCAGACAACAGCAGCAGCUCCUGCAGCAGCAGCACAAGAUCAACAUUCUCCAGCAGCAGAUCCAGGUCCAGGGUCACAUGCCUCCUCUGAUGAUCCCAGUGUUUCCUCACGACCAGCGCUCUUUGGCUGCAGCUGCGGCCGCUCAGCAAGGCUUCCUCUUCCCACCAGGCAUGUCCUACAAGCCAGGUGAGAAUUACCCCAUGCAGUUCAUUCCAUCCACAAUGGCAGCUGCAGCGGCGUCUGGACUCAGCCCGUUACAACUACAACAGCUGUACGCCGCCCAGCUGGCCAGCAUGCAGAUCUCACCAGGAGCCAAGAUGGCUCCUCUCCCGCAGGCUCCCAACUCCUCCGGCCCUCUUUCCCCCUCCGCCCUGAAGAGCGAGAAGAGAGCAUCCAGUCCAGUCGCUCAAAUUAAGGAGGAAGGAUCGACGCAGCCACUGAACCUCUCAGCCAGACCCAAGACGGCUGAGCCUCUCCGCUCCCCUACGUCCCCUACACAGAGUCUCUUCCCUGGAAACAAGACCAGCCCGAUUGGCAUGGGCAAGGGGCGCAUCCCCAGUCCCAUCCCCAACAUGGGCAGGAACACCUCUCUUGACAUUCUGUCCAGUCUGAACUCCACGGCGCUGUUCGGGGACCAGGACGCGGUGAUGAAAGCCAUCCAGGAGGCCAGGAAGAUGAGAGAACAGAUCCAGAGGGAGCAGCUCCACCACCAUCAGCAGCAGCAGCCCCAGAGCCUGGAGGCCAAACUGUCAGCCCUCAGCAGCAUGAGCCUCAACAAUGGCAACAAGGAGCGGCUGCACUAUGAGACACUGAGCCAGCAUCUGGGAAAGCUCGGAGAGGAUGCUGGGAAGAUGGUGCACCGAGUCAUCGACCUGACAAGACCAGAAGAUCUAGACGGAAGCAAUGCUACAGAGGCACGGGUGUUCAGGGAAUCGCGGGGCAGGAACACCACCGAGCCCCACAUCAAGAGGCCCAUGAACGCCUUCAUGGUGUGGGCUAAAGACGAGAGGAGGAAGAUCCUGCAGACCUUCCCUGACAUGCACAACUCCAACAUCAGCAAGAUCCUAGGUUCUCGCUGGAAAGCCAUGACCAACCAGGAGAAGCAGCCGUACUAUGAGGAGCAGGCUCGUUUGAGCAAGAUCCACCUGGAGAAGUAUCCCAACUACAAGUACAAGCCACGGCCCAAGAGGACUUGCAUCAUCGACGGCAAGAAGCUGCGCAUCGGCGAGUAUAAGCAGAUGAUGCGCUCACGACGCCAGGAGAUGAGGCAGUUCUUCAGUGUGGGGCCCCAGCCACCGAUUCCCCUUGGCAACAGUGCAGGCAGUGUCGGGGUCUACCCGGGUGCAAUCACCAUGGCGACGACGGCCACGCCCUCCCCACACCUGACCUCGGACUGCUCCAGUAACUCGGCCAGCCCCGAGCCAGCCAUCCCCGUCAUUCAGAGCACUUACGGAGUGAAGGCCGAGCCCGGUGGUGGCGGCGGUGGCGGGGGCGGAGCUCUGGAUCUGCCCAGCGACCCCACCAACGGAGAAGACGAGAUGGACAUGUACGAGGACUUUGAGGACGAGCCCAAAUCAGACUAUAGCAGCGACCAUGAGACGCGGGAGGCUGUCAGCGCCAACUGAGCGUGCUCAGAGUGGCCGCUGCGAAAACAGCUCCUCUACACUCAGAGACCGUUUGUAUCAACACAGUUUAUUGCUGAGACUCCUUGCUUCAGGACAUGUUGCGUCAUGCACAGAGCAUGCCCAGACUGAUACAGGCAGGAUUCUAUGGAUUUUAAACUCGGCGGGCAAGCUCAGAGAGUUGGUGACAGGAUCUUGACAGACGUCCAUUUUGAAGGAGAGGGCUGAUGUGAAUAUACGACCCAGCAAACCUGGAACACAACCUGACCUUCAGACAUUCAGCUGACAAUGAACUUUAAUUGUCCUCACUUUGACAAUCUUAUCAGGAGUGAAUAAGAGUUCGACAAAAGAGAGAGAGGGAGAGAGAGAGAG
Messenger RNA from Myripristis murdjan (pinecone soldierfish), 3092 nucleotides. RefSeq names its product transcription factor SOX-6-like. Gene Ontology annotation, biological process: regulation of transcription by RNA polymerase II; cell fate commitment; positive regulation of chondrocyte differentiation. Lineage: Eukaryota; Metazoa; Chordata; Actinopteri; Holocentriformes; Holocentridae. Gene Ontology annotation, cellular component: nucleus. The transcript has 16 exons. The record is from RefSeq and is a predicted model, not a curated record. Bases 402 to 2723 code for a protein of 773 amino acids. Gene Ontology annotation, molecular function: DNA-binding transcription factor activity, RNA polymerase II-specific; RNA polymerase II cis-regulatory region sequence-specific DNA binding.